UCGUUCAUCUUUCGUGACGGUUCCUUAAAAUCUAGGAAGCAUAUAAAAGUCAUGAUUUAGUGAGUUUCCAUCAGGCAGUUUCUCUUACAACUCACGCUAUAUUUGUGGGUUCAUUCUGUUGUCUACCAUCAUUUCCAAACUGUUUGGGUACUGAAGGGAGAAGUACGAUAACGCCUGCCAGGAUGAGACUCUUAAGAGAAAAAGAGAUCAUAAUUCUACUAUUUGCAUUGAUUCUGGUUCACGGUUUUGAAUACUCCGAGAUGAAAUGUAAUGACUGUGAUGAGCAACAUUUUUGCAACUGUUCCUUCAAACAUCUACAACACGUCCCUGAAAUUCCAUUGAAUGCUCGGGGCCUCGAUCUGUCUUUCAAUCAAAUCGAGUCGAUCGGCAUGACAGACCUCAGGCAAUAUACUGAGCUAAAAACACUCAACUUACACAAGAACAAGCUUGAGUUUAUUCACCAGGAGGCGUUCAACUCUCAAGCGAAGUUAGAAGUCCUCGAUCUGUCUUUUAACAAGCUGGAAAAACUAUCUUCAUGUUGGUUCCAAGAGCUAAAAUCUCUUCAACAUCUAAACCUUUUAGGAAACCCAUAUACCACUCUGGGACCUUCCCCUCUCUUUCGGUUUCUGGUUAACCUGAGGACAUUGCGAAUUGGAAGUCCAUCACUGAAGGAGGUAUACAAGAAUGGCUUGGGUGAGCUCACUCAUCUAGAUGAGAUGACAGUCGUUGGCAGUAGCCUGAAGUCAUAUGAGAACGGAAGCUUUCAAGCGGACCGACCCAUCGGUUUAGUCUCCUUGAGCCUUCAAAAUCUAUUCGAGAAGGACCCAGAACUUGUCUAUAAAAUCCUUCAAGACGUCUCUCAUUCUGAAACUGAGUUGAUGAUUAGAGAUAGCAAUAUUCGAACCAAUACUUCGAUGGAACCCUUCAAAGCAUCGAAAGAAGGGGGGAUUAGACGUCUGAAGUUUUUAAACACCACCACGACAGAUGAAGCCAUCACCAAUCUACUGAUGAAUUUGGACGGUUCCCCUCUGUCUUACCUCGGUUUGGAAGAUGUGCAACUUAUUGGUCACGGGUGGUGGCAGAAAGCUAAUAACACACAUUACGAAAACUUGCAUACGAUCUACGUACACAAUCUUGACAUCCAAGGGUUUUUUAAAUUUAGCAGCAUGAGUCCAUUGGAAUUUCUUCUGAUGUAUUUACACAAGGUCUCUAUAAUAAACAGCAUGCUUUUUGUGAUUCCUCGGCUAACUACUUUAGCCUUGCUACAUAUAGAAUACCUUGACUUCAGCCAAAAUCUUCUGACAGACAUGACAAUUCAGGAGACCUUGUUUACUGGAUUGGGUCAACUUCAAAAUCUUAACACACUCAACGUAAGUCAGAACUCUUUAAAAUCUUUCGAGGUGUUGUCAGGUCUCGUGGCUAAUCUUAAGAAACUUAUUAAUUUAGACGCAAGUCACAAUAGUUUCGUUUCCAUGCCAGAGAAAUGUCGUUGGCCAGUGACUCUCAGGUUUUUAAACCUUUCGAAUACAAAGCUUCUUCGGUUGACCCCUUGCCUGCCUUCGAGCUUAAACGUACUGGAUCUGAGUGAAAAUGAUCUAAAAUCGUUCCACCAACGGUUUCCUAAUCUCACAACGCUUAUACUGACGGGCAACAGAUUUUUUAAUCUACCACAGGGGGGAUUUUUUCCAAAUUUAGAGACGUUGCUCAUUCAGAGGAACGCCUUGAGGAUGUUCACCAAGAAAGACUUGAGUAGGUUCAGAAACUUGCAAUACUUGGAGGCGGGCACAAACAACUUUUUGUGCUCCUGCGAGUUUGUGUUUUUCUUCAGAAAUAACGUUGACGAUCUUGUCACUCUAAGGGACGGUCGUCGAAACUAUAUGUGUGACACCCCGUUUUCUCUCAGGGGUGAUGCUAUUGACAGCGUAAGAUUGUCAGUGUUCGAAUGUCAUAUGAUUCUGGCUGUUUCGACCCUUUGUGCUGCGAUUAUGUUUGUCCUUAUAGGUAUUGCUGUCACCUGUCAUAAGCUUCACAUCAUCUGGUACCUGCAGAUGACUAAAGCAUGGAUACAAGCGAAACGAAAGCCAACCGUUAGUCGGUCCCCUGGAGAACUUCGCUAUGAUGCUUUUGUGUCGUACAGUCAACAUGAUGCUGAGUGGGUUGAGGAGAUCCUAGUUCCAAAUCUAGAGAACGCUCAGCCACCUUUUGCUCUAUGUCUGCACCAACGGGACUUCCGGCCGGGUCGUUGGAUCGUGGAUAACAUCAUUGACUCGAUCGAAAAGAGCCACCGGACUCUGUUUGUUCUGUCUGAGCACUUUGUGACCAGUGAAUGGUGCCGCUACGAACUGGACUUCUCACAUUUUCGUUUAGUUGAUGAAUACAACGAUUCUGCCGUCCUGAUACUGCUGGAGCCAAUCGAGAAAGAGACCAUACCCAAGCGUUUCUGCAAACUGAGGAAGUUUAUGAACUCAAGAACAUAUCUGGAGUGGCCUGAGGAUGAAGAGAAACGAUCAGAGUUCUGGAGCAAUCUGAAAGCUGCACUGAGUAGAGAUCAAUGUUAAAGUUUUGGUUUCGGGCUGGGUUUUAGAAACCCUCAAGUCAUUUUAAACCUGUUUGAACUCAGAUAUGUUGGAAAACUUUAUUAACUGGCACCCAUUCAAUUGCAUUGGUUUUGUGUCUAUACAAUAUAACUGAAUGGCUGUGACUAAUAUUUGGCGUACAUGUCUGUGACUGUUAUGUGAUUAAGGUAUUAACAGCACAACAAAUAUUGACAUUCAGGUCACGUGUUAUUGUCAGAUUGUGCGUGAUUGCAAGACCUAACACUAGGCCAUUAUACUAUCCAAAAUAUUAUUCAAUGUUUAAAAGCUUUAUUGAGUUAUAAAUGACUAGAAUUGUUUCAAAAUAUAGAACUAAAAGUUAAUUAAAAUCGCGUAGGCUAAGUAGAAUGAAAGCUUUGAACCAGUGUUUCAAUGAUUUUACACAUAUUUACUGCGUUUUAUAAAGAUCCAUAUGUGUGUUUAGAUAGUGACUGCUUUUAACUUACAACAGGGUGAAGGUGAACUUUUAAGCUGAACAGUAUUUUAUGCACUUGGCGCCAUCUACUGGAUAUUUUUUAACUUCUUAAAAUGUAUUUUUCAAAUACCGUGAAACUAUUAGAAAUCCUUCUUUGUAAGUCUCUUUGGCUAAAAUCUGCUAUAAAUGCACAUUUUUAGUUUUUGAUUUAUUGUAAAUGACUUAAUGAAGUGCCUUAUGACAUUGGUGAAGGUACAGUUUUUACAGAACAUAUAGUUCAUCACAUCUGUGGGCUCUUAUGUUCAUUUGUUUCCUGAUAGUAUAAUUUUUUUUAUAGAUUUCAUGUACAUUUUGACUGUGCUGCAAAAUAUAUAAAUUAGACUGCUCCAGUGAAUAUAUUUCAGUGUAUGUUUUUUUUUCGAAAGUCAU
This is a messenger RNA of Triplophysa dalaica, 3438 nucleotides long. RefSeq names its product toll-like receptor 2 (gene tlr2). Gene Ontology annotation, biological process: inflammatory response; immune response; toll-like receptor signaling pathway. Gene Ontology annotation, molecular function: transmembrane signaling receptor activity; protein binding; triacyl lipopeptide binding. Lineage: Eukaryota; Metazoa; Chordata; Actinopteri; Cypriniformes; Nemacheilidae. Gene Ontology annotation, cellular component: membrane. The record is from RefSeq and is a predicted model, not a curated record. The transcript is spliced from 2 exons. Bases 183 to 2558 code for a protein of 791 amino acids.